AUGACAGUGCCGAAAAAGAGUGAGGUUCAUUCGACUACUAACUUUAGCGCCUAUUGGUUGGCUGUCUCGUUUGAAAUGGUGGCGCGGGAUUUCGGUCGCCUCGUGUGGGCACCGGAUGUGCAGGAAGGAUACGUGUUGGGAACCGUGGAAGACAUUGGAACAGAGAACAUCACGGUAACGAGAAAGGAUGGUAAAGGACAGAUCAAGGCAAGCUAUGACGAGGUAUUUCCUGCCGACGAUGAUCCCAGAAAGACUGUUGACGAUAACUGCGCACUGAUGUACCUUAACGAAGGAACUCUUCUUAACAAUUGCCAGCAACGUUACUUUAAAAGACAAAUCUAUACUUACGUAGCUAACAUACUAAUAUCGAUUAACCCAUAUGAAGAGAUCGCUGGAUUAUAUUCAAUAGAAACUAUCAAUAAGUACAGGGGAAAGUCGUUGGGACAAAUGCCACCUCAUAUAUAUGCUGUUGCGGACAGAGCUUACCUUGAAAUGAAGAGGAACAAGGAAUCACAAUCAAUUAUUGUGUCAGGUGAAUCCGGAGCCGGAAAAACGGAGUCGCAGAAGGCGAUACUCAGAUAUCUAUGCGAGAAUUGGGGAGCAACAGCGGGUCCAAUUCAGCAGCGAAUCCUUGAGACGAAUCCAAUCCUGGAAGCAUUCGGCAACGCAAAAACUUUGCGAAACAAUAAUUCGAGUCGUUUCGGGAAAUUUGUCGAGAUUCAUUUUGGUACAGAUAAUAAAGUAGCCGGUGGAUUUGUAUCGCAUUAUUUGCUCGAAAAAUCCAGGGUGUGUCGACAAGCGACUGGGGAACGAAAUUAUCAUAUUUUCUAUCAGCUCGUCGCCGGUGCUCCAGACUCGCUCUAUAAGAAGCUUCAUCUUGCUCCUCCUGACAAAUUCAAGUAUUUGAAAUACGGAACGACGACCUUCUUUGCUAGACCUGGAACAAGGUCAAAGAUAGACUCAGAGAGACUCAGUGAGCAGGCUCGAAAAGAUGGGAUGUUGACGGAUGCCAUUGUUGACGACGCUGCAGAUUUUUCACAUCUAAGCGAAGCACUCAUGAGAGCUGGACUAUCUUCUGAUGAAGUUUUUGAUAUAUGGCGAACUGUGGCUGGCGUUCUCCACUUGGGAAAUAUUGAUUUCGUCGAUAGUGUUGAUGAUAGUCGAGGUGGCUGCAAAAUGGAUCCGGCCAGUGAAAUAACGGUCGGUAUCGCCGCAGAAUUACUUGGAAUGGAAAAAGCUGACCUAAAAAUGGGUUUGGUGUCGAGAAUAAUGCAGGCCACGAAAGGAGGAGUUAAAGGUACACUGAUCAGAGUCCCACUGAAACCUUACGAAGCAGCUGCUGGAAGAGAUGCAUUGGCGAAAGCACUCUAUUCUCGACUGUUUGAUUGGCUUGUGGCGAGAAUCAAUAAAUCAAUACCGUUUGAAAAGAGUGUCACGUACAUUGGCGUACUUGAUAUCGCUGGAUUCGAAUUCUUCGAAGUGAACUCAUUCGAGCAGUUUUGCAUCAACUAUUGUAAUGAGAAACUGCAACACUUCUUCAAUGAACGUAUCCUGAAGCAGGAGCAAGAAUUGUACGCCAAGGAAGGGUUAGAUGUACCACGGAUUGAGUAUUCGGACAAUUAUGACUGUAUCGAACUUUUCGAAAAGAAACCAUCCGGUCUACUCGAACUCCUUGACGAAGAGUCUCGUCUACCCCGUCCAAGUCCGUCGCAUUACACUCUGGCUGCAUAUGAAUCGAACAAAGGUCAUUUCCGACUGGAGAGUCCUCGGCGCUCACGCCUUCGUCAGCAUCGCGAUCUCCGCGAAGAAGAGGCGUUUUUGAUCAGACACUACGCCGGCACUGUUUGCUACGAAACAGGACAAUUCCUCGAAAAAAACAGCGACACACUGCAUAAUUCGCUAGAAUUUCUGGUGGAACAGAGCAGCGUGGGAUUCAUCCGUAACCUGUUCGAAACCAAUCACGCUCAGCGUUCCGCUUCGGAGAAACGUUCGAGCGGGAGCAGAUUGCAGGCAGCGAGCGUUGGAGGGAAAUUCCGCAAACAACUCAGCGUCCUACUUGAAAAGCUGAGGAAUACGGGGACUCAUUUUGUCCGUUGCGUCAAACCGAACUCUUCGAUGAGUCCACAAAUCUGUGAUGGAGCGGCUAUUCUUUCACAGUUGAAGUGCGCUGGAAUGGCCAGCGUCCUUAAACUCAUGCAGAAAGGAUUCCCAUCCAGAACUUCAUUUGCUGAUCUCUAUUUGCUGUAUCAACGACAACUGCCACCCGACCUCGCCAGGCUCGAUCCACGACUUUUCUGCAAGUGCCUUUUUCGCGCGCUCGGUUUGAACAAUAUCGAUUACAAGUUCGGACAAACGAAAGUAUUUUUUAGACCUGGAAAGUUUGCGGAAUUUGAUCAGAUGCUUCGACAAGAUCCUGAAAAUAUGCGAAUUCUUAUCGAGAAGGUACGCUCCUGGCUACUAAAAGCUCGUUGGCGAAAAGUGCAAUUUGGUGCAUGGAGUGUUAUCAAAUUGGCUAGGAAGAUCGCCUGGCGUGCUGAGCUCAUCGUACGGAUUCAGAGUCAUCUACGCGGGUACAUCGCUCGGAAACAGUUCAAACCACGCCUAGAUCUAUAUCGAAAAUCACUGAAUCUUCUGGAACGAUCACGAGAAAUGAUGUCUGUGAUCAACCAAUUGCAACCGAAUAGUCGUGAGAAAUGGGCGGCGCCUGUUCGCGACACCACGAAAAGCCUCGAAACGCUUGUGGAAAGCGUUCGUGUGAACGAUUCAAACUUCGAGGUGGAACGAGCAAUGGCCUGCUACGAGCAAUGUGUACAACGUGUUGACCGCACAAUUUCCGAACUGAAGAAACAACUAGCCGUCGAAGAACAGCAGAAACUCCUAGAACUAGAACGAAAGAGACGAGAAGAAGAAGAAGAAUUGUCUAGAAAGAAAGCUGAAGAAGAACGUCUUGAGCUGGAACGAUUACAGCGUAAACAACUCGCGGAAGAACGCGAGAAAGAAGAAAAACGCUUCAAACAAACUAUGGCAGCAGAAGCACAGCGAGCUGAAGCGCUGCGUAUCGACGAGGAAAAGAGAAUGGCAGCUGCGGAACGUGAACGCCUCGACGCUGCGAUCGCUACGCGACUAUCACGCGAUGGAGGCGGAGCGAUGAUGGACACGCCCACAACUAGCAUGUCUUCCGGAUCGUCAUCGGAUUCGAUGAAACCAAAAGGGAAAUACGAUCUAUCGAAUUGGAGAUAUGCUGAACUUAGAGACACUAUCAACACCAGCACAGAUAUGGAUCUCCUAUUGGCGUGUAAAGAAGAGUUUCAUCGUCGUUUACGUAUCUAUAAUGCAUGGAAGUCGAGGAAUCAAAGUGAACGUGAUACGGUCACACAGAGGGCUCCAAGCGCUGUGUACGCAAAUGCGCAAAAACGCACGAUUAUCGCUCCACAAGUGAAUCCGGCGUUAACCAUGCAGAGAUACUUUAAAGUACCGUUUUCACGUCCUGCUGAUAUCUAUAAAACUAACAAUGAUACUCGAGUGCUGCAACAGGGACUAUGGUACGCACAUUUCAAUGGUCAGUGGAUUCAACGACAAAUUGAAAUGCAUCCGAACAAAACACCUGUUCUACUAGUUGCUGGCCGAGACGAUCUGCAUAUGUGCGAGAUCCCACUCGAUCAAACUGGACUAACCCGCAAAAAGGGCGCCGAAAUCCUCGAAUCCGAAUUUGAAACUGUCUGGCAGCAUCUCGGCGGCGCUCCAUUGCAAAAAUGGCGACCCUAG
Messenger RNA from Necator americanus (New World hookworm), 3765 nucleotides. RefSeq lists its product as uncharacterized. Bases 1 to 3765 code for a protein of 1254 amino acids. NCBI's taxonomy places the organism in Eukaryota, Metazoa, Nematoda, Chromadorea, Rhabditida, Ancylostomatidae. The record is from RefSeq and is a predicted model, not a curated record. The transcript is spliced from 34 exons. Gene Ontology annotation, molecular function: microfilament motor activity; ATP binding; actin filament binding. Gene Ontology annotation, cellular component: cytoplasm; myosin complex; endocytic vesicle. Gene Ontology annotation, biological process: endocytosis; actin filament organization; vesicle transport along actin filament.